AUGAGCGAGCUUGCAAAUGAGAAGGCGACAUGCAGCACUUCCGUCGAGACUGGACCUGCCCACAUCACAGAGAAGACUCAUCAAUGGGACCCAAACCUGAAACAGAACAAGAUUGACGAGCUACAUGCAGCGACUGUUGAUGGCGACCCUGAAGCGAUUAAAAAAGUAGAGAAAGACUUCCUUGAGGAUUCCCCUUACGAGGAGGUGAGAGCUGCGGUGCGAAAUACAGAUGGCGGAGAGCCUGCAAACACGGUCCGAGCAUGGGUACUCGGCAUGCUCUUCGUUACUGUUGCAUCCGGCAUAAACAUGUUCUUGUCGAUGCGAAGCCCGGCCAUCAACUUUCCAAACAUUGUGGUGUUAUUAGUGGUAUAUCCCUUCGGAGUUCUGUGGGCUAGAGUGAUGCCAACGAAACAAUUUAACACCUUUGGUAUCAAGUGGACACUGAAUACGGGCCCUUUCAAUAUCAAGGAGCAUGCUGUCAUCACAAUUAUGGCUGGCAUUUCUAUCAAUUACGCAUACUCCACGGAUGCUCUCCUGGCCCUACUAGCAAAGCCGCUCUACAAUCUUCCCAUGUCAUGGGGCUUUCAACUACUUUUCACGCUCAGCAGUCAAGUGAUAGGAAUCGCUCUCGCAGGCCUUUUUCGCCGAUUCUUGGUUUGGCCUGCGGCCAUCAUUUGGCCAAAUCAAUUCUCUAACGCUGCAUUGCUUCAUGCCUUCCAUGCCCCCAAAGCUGUUGAAGAGGAUGCAAAUGGAUGGCGCAUUUCCCGGAUGCGAUACUUUCUAUAUGUAAUGGGCGGGAUGUUCGUGUACUAUUGGUUCCCCGGAGUCAUUUGGCAAGGCCUACAGGUCUUCGCGUUCAUCACUUGGAUCAAACCUGACAAUGUAGUGGUAAACCAGCUCUUCGGUGGUUAUACCGGCUUGUCCCUCAUACCAAUCACCUUUGAUUGGACCUAUGUGUCAAGUUACCUACAAGAUCCCCUGCUUGCGCCAGCUCAUGCGCAUAUCAAUACUCUUAUUGGAUUGGUCGUUUUCGUUAUCAUUACUACCCUCGGUAUAUCCUUUACCAACUCUUGGUAUGGCGACUAUCUGCCCAUCAACACCUCAACCACCUUCGACAAUACACAAGCUGCAUACAAUGUCACCAAAAUCCUUGGACCAAAUUUCACGUUUGAUCUGGCCAAGUACAAGGAAUACUCGCCCAUGUUCCUGGCGCCGACAUUGGCAUUGAACUACGGCUUGAGCUUCGCAGCACUGACCGCAUCUAUUGUUCACGCGAUUGUUUUCCACCGUAAAGAGAUCUGGUAUCGAUUCAAGGCCGCACGGAACCAAGAGCCAGACAUUCACAUGAAGCUCAUGAUGAAGUACGCUCCUUGCCCCGAUUGGUGGUACGGCAUUCUCUUUGCCGUAUCUGUUGCCUUCGGCCUCGCAACUAUCCUCGCGUACGAUUCCCAAAUCCCAUGGUGGGCAUACUUCGUCUCACUUAUCGUCGCUCUUAUCUUCAUCAUACCAACAUGCAUGAUCUAUGGCAUCACGAACAUCAUGCUUUCGCUGAACAUCAUAUCGCCUUUUCUUGCUGGAUAUAUGAUUCCUGGCAAACCAAUUGGCGUCAUGAUCUUCAAGGUCUACAGUACAAUAACCUUGGGACAGGCACAGCUUUUCUCGGCCGACCUGAAACUUGCGCACUACAUGAAGAUCCCGCCAAAGACUGCAUUCACCGCGCAGCUCGUCGCAACGAUCUGGGCGAGCUUUGUGCAGAUCGCAGUCAUGAACUGGACAUUGGGAAACAUCCCGGACAUUUGCACUCGCUUACAAGAGAGCAAUUUUACCUGCCCCAACGGCCGUGCCUUCUUUUCCAGCAGCAUUGUCUGGGGAGUCAUCGGCCCCGAUCGCAUGUUCGGACCUGGCUCUACCUACUCUUCAAUCCACUACUACUGGCUCAUCGGCGCCGCGUUGCCCAUCAUCUUCUUCUUCCUCAUGCGCGUAGCUCCGAAGUCACCACUCCGCUACCUCAAUGCCCCAGUCAUGCUAGGGGCAAUGGGCUGGCUUCCGCCGGCAACCCCACUAAGUUUCUCGUCCUGGGCGCUCUGGGGCCUGAUUUUCAAUUACUGGAUCAUGCGCAGGUUCCAUGGGUGGUGGCACAAGUACAACUACAUCACGGCGGCUGGGCUUGACGCUGGCCUCAUUAUCUCCACCAUCGUUAUUUUCUUUGCGAUCACGUUCAAGGAGUAUUCGAUUCCGUGGUGGGGCAACGAAAAGCCGUUCGAGACGACGGACUACCUCAACACUGCGAUCCGUAAGCCUGUAGCCGACGGGGAAACAUUUGGGCCUAAGACAUGGUAA
Messenger RNA from Paraphaeosphaeria sporulosa, 2340 nucleotides. Its product is annotated as small oligopeptide transporter. Gene Ontology annotation, molecular function: oligopeptide transmembrane transporter activity. Gene Ontology annotation, biological process: transmembrane transport. Bases 1 to 2340 code for a protein of 779 amino acids. NCBI's taxonomy places the organism in Eukaryota, Fungi, Ascomycota, Dothideomycetes, Pleosporales, Didymosphaeriaceae. The transcript has 8 exons. The record is from RefSeq and is a predicted model, not a curated record.